AUGCGUCUUUUCGAUGGUGUACUCUUAGUAAUAGCAGUUCUUUUGUUAUCAGAACAUUUUGGGGCCUAUGCCGCUUCCGCUCAUCGUCUGUGUGGGCUUUGCAAAGUGUGCACGGAAAUCGCACGAUUCGCCUUAUCGCAUAAUAUUAUCAGUAAUGUGAGUGUUUUGUUCAAUAAGAAGCAGUUUCUCAUAGUUCCUUCUCCUGCACUGCUCUUCAAUAGUCCCAUCAAGCAUAUGUCUUGCAGGAGCAGAUCUAUUGGAAGAAACUAUUGUUUCAGUAUUCUGCAUUCGUUAACGCUCAAGGAGAUCUGUCAGCUUGAACACAUGUGCUCCGUAUCCACGUCUGGGUUUGGACACAACAACGUGAACUUUUCGCACCUUGUCCACUCGUACGACGUCGAUGCCAUAAAUAUAAUGCUGUCUCGUGUGGACUCAGUGGAGAACUUCACAGAUCUCACAGUUGGUGUUCGGCCUGGUGUUGAGCGCUUCGUUGCCAACCUUGCCGAUUUCUUCCCUUUAUUGAAGGAUCUGCGUAUGAGGGAAGAUCAACGAGAUACACUGGUUGUACUGACGAAUCGAUUUCUCAAGGCACUGACUACAACAACUCGCGAACCAGCAUCGGGAAAGGGUGUGUCUACGCACAACACCUGA
This is a messenger RNA of Cooperia oncophora, 651 nucleotides long. NCBI's taxonomy places the organism in Eukaryota, Metazoa, Nematoda, Chromadorea, Rhabditida, Trichostrongylidae. The record is from the annotation of a GenBank genome assembly.